GACUCGGCGCUCGGCUGCCCGGCGCAUCGACUCCCUCGGCGCUCCGGGAGGGCGGAAGUGGAGGCUGGCGGUAGGGGGUCGCCGCCCGACAGCUUUUCCCGGAAGCGGCUGGGACCCUGUCCGAGCAGCUGGAGGGGCGUCAGGGAGGCCCAGAUUAUCUCUGUAACUAGAUCUCCAGUUUGCUCAACAAAUCACAAUGUCUCGUACACGACAACCCCCACUUGUGACAGGCAUCUCUCCAAAUGAAGGAAUACCAUGGACCAAGGUCACAAUUAGAGGAGAAAACCUGGGAACUGGCCCAACUGACCUCAUAGGUUUGGCAAUUUGUGGACAUAAUUGCCUCCUGACAGCAGAAUGGAUGUCUGCAAGUAAAAUAGUAUGUCGAGUUGGACAAGCCAAAAAUGACAAAGGAGACAUAAUUGUCACAACCAAGUCAGGUGGCAAAGGAACCUCAACAGUCUCUUUCAAGCUACUCAAGCCUGAAAAAAUAGGUAUUUUGGACCAGUCUGCUGUGUGGGUUGAUGAAAUGAAUUAUUAUGAUAUGCGUACUGACAGGAAUAAAGGAAUUCCUCCCUUGUCCCUACGUCCUGCUAAUCCGCUUGGCAUUGAGAUUGAAAAAAGUAAAUUUCCCCAGAAGGAACUGGAAAUGCUGUUUCCUGGAAUGAGUGCUGAUUUUACAAGUGAGAAUUUUUCAGCUGCCUGGUAUCUGAUAGAGAACCACUCAACCACCAGUUUUGAGCAGCUCAAAAUGGCAGUUUCCAACCUGAAGAGGCAGGCUAACAAGAAGAGUGAGGGCAGCCUGGCCUGUGUGAAAGGGGGUCUUAGUACUUUCUUUGAAGCCCAGGAUGCUCUUGCAGCCAUCCAUCAAAAACUGGAAGCGGAUGGAACGGAAAAAGUAGAAGGAUCCAUGACGCAAAAACUGGAGAAUGUUCUAAACAGAGCAAGCAAUACUGCAGAUACAUUAUUUCAAGAAGUAUUAGGUCGAAAGGACAAGGCAGAUUCCACUAGAAAUGCACUCAAUGUCCUCCAGCGAUUUAAGUUUCUUUUCAACCUUCCUCUAAAUAUUGAAAGGAAUAUUCAAAAGGGUGAUUAUGAUGUGGUUAUUAAUGACUAUGAAAAAGCCAAGUCACUCUUUGGAAAAACAGAGGUGCAAGUUUUCAAGAAAUAUUAUGCUGAAGUAGAAACACGGAUUGAAGCUUUAAGAGAAUUACUUCUGGACAAAUUGCUUGAGACACCAUCGACCUUACAUGACCAAAAACGUUAUAUAAGGUACCUGUCUGACCUUCAUGCACCGGGUGACCCUGCUUGGCAGUGUAUCGGAGCUCAGCACAGAUGGAUCCUUCAGCUCAUGCACAGCUGCAAAGAAGGCUACAUACAAGACCUGAAAGGUACCGCAGGCCUGCACAGUCCCAUGGUGGAUCUGGAUAGCGAUGCACGUCCCUCAUUGUUGGGCCAUCUUAGUCAAACAGCAUCACUGAAGCGGGGCAGCAGCUUUCAGUCUGGUCGAGAUGACACAUGGAGAUACAAAUCUCCCCACCGGGUAGCAUUUGUUGAAAAAUUGACCAAGCUUGUUUUAAGUCAGCUGCCUAACUUCUGGAAACUCUGGAUUUCUUAUGUCAAUGGAAGCCUUUUCAGUGAGACUGCUGAGAAGUCAGGCCAGAUUGAAAGAUCAAAGAAUGUCAGGCAAAGACAAAAUGAUUUUAAGAAAAUGAUUCAGGAAAUAAUGCAGAGUCUCGUGAAGCUGAUCCGUGGAGCACUACUCCCACUUAGCAUCCCAGAGGGUGGAGUGAGGCAGUAUGGUGGCUGGGAGGUGAAGUCUGAGCUCUCUGGACAGUGGCUUGCUCAUGUCAUACAGACCAUAAGGCUUACUUAUGAAUCCCUGACUGCCCUUGAAAUUCCUAAUGACAUGUUACAGACUAUCCAGGAUCUCAUUUUGGAUCUCCGAGUACGUUGUGUGAUGGUCACAUUGCAACACACAGCGGAAGAAAUAAAGAGAUUGGCUGAAAAGGAAGACUGGAUUGUUGAUAAUGAAGGGUUGACUUCUCUACCAUAUCAGUUUGAACAGUGCAUUGUACAUUCUCUGCAAUCACUUAAAGGAGUUCUGGACUGCAAGCCUGGAGAAGCCAGUGUCUUUCAACAACCUAAAACACAGGAGGAGGUUUGCCAACUAAGCAUCAAUAUCAUGCAGAUUUUUAUAUAUUGUCUGGAACAAUUGAGCACCAAGCCUGAUGCAGAUGUAGAUACUACGCAUCUUUCCAUUGAUGUUUCUUCUCCUGAUUUGUUUGGAAGUAUUCAUGAAGACUUCAGUUUGACUUCUGAACAGCAACUUUUGAUAGUCCUAAGUAAUUGCUGCUACCUACAAUGUCACACCUUCCUAAAUAUAGCAGAACAUUUUGAAAAGCACAACUUUCAGGGAAUAGAAAAAAUAACACAGGUUAGCAUGGCCUCAUUGAAAGAAUUAGACCAAAGAUUGUUUGAAAAUUACAUUGAGUUGAAAGCAGAUCCCAUUGUUGGCUCCUUAGAACCUGGAAUUUAUGCAGGCUAUUUUGAUUGGAAAGACUGCCUGCCUCCAACAGGUGUCAGAAACUAUUUAAAAGAAGCAUUGGUGAAUAUAAUUGCAGUGCAUGCAGAGGUGUUCACUAUUUCCAAAGAAUUGGUGCCUCGGGUCCUGUCCAGGGUAGUGGAAGCGGUGUCUGAAGAGCUCAGUAGACUCAUGCAGUGUGUGUCAUCCUUCAGCAAAAAUGGAGCAUUGCAGGCGAGGCUUGAAAUCUGUGCUCUGAGGGACACUGUGGCUGUCCACCUGACACCUGAAAGCAGGUCCAGUUUUAAGCAGGCUCUGGAAGCACUGCCCCAGCUUUCCAGCGGAGCAGACAAGAAGUUACUGGAAGAGCUGCUGAACAAGUUCAAGAGCAGCAUGCACCUGCAACUCACCUGUUUCCAAGCUGCUUCUUCAGCCUUGAUGAAAACAUAA
Molecule: messenger RNA, 2971 nt
Organism: Eptesicus fuscus (big brown bat)
Lineage: Eukaryota; Metazoa; Chordata; Mammalia; Chiroptera; Vespertilionidae
Gene: EXOC2
Product: exocyst complex component 2
Exons: 28
Coding region: 197-2971 (924 amino acids)
Biological process (GO): exocytosis; Golgi to plasma membrane transport
Cellular component (GO): exocyst
Source: RefSeq, a predicted model, not a curated record